GCUGAGCGGAGAGUCAGAGGGUUUAUUUAACACGUCGCUCUGUCCUCCCCCACUUUCCCAACGCGCCACCAAGAGGGUUGCCUUCUGCGGUGGGAUCACGGUGUGGAAAACGCGGGGACUAACUCGAACCAGUUUCAUCUCAAAAUAACGUUUACAUUAAAACAACAGGGAUGAAAUCAUGCUAAAUUGACUUUUUUUUCUUGCGAUUGAAGCAUUUCAACGCAUUAGAGCGACAAGUGCUUUUACAAGUAUUUUCAGUAACACCUUGAUAAAUGCGCGUUUGCUUGUGAUUGCGUUGGAAAAGUACCGCGACUUUGACUGAGAAAUUGGAGUAAAAACAAUGGAACGAAUUCCAGGCGCGCAACCACCUCCUUUGUCCAAACAUCAGUCGGCUGAUCUGUCAGACAUGCAGGGGAUGGAUUUCCCGAUGUAUGUUUAUAAACCAAGGCGGGGAAUGAAGAGAGGGGAGGAAAGCAAGGAAACCUAUAAGCUGCCUCACAGACUUAUUGAGAAGAAAAGGCGUGACCGGAUAAAUGAGUGCAUCGCUCAGUUGAAAGAUUUAUUGCCAGAGCACCUGAAACUCACGACUCUGGGCCAUCUGGAGAAGGCUGUGGUUUUAGAGCUUACGCUCAAGCAUGUGAAAGCCCUCACCUCUCUUCUGGAGCAACAGCAGCAGAAGAUCCUUGCUCUGCAGAAUGGCAUGCAAAUUGAUCAGCCCCCUGUCAGCCACGAGAAGUCAGAGGAGAUGUUCCGCUCUGGUUUCCACAUGUGUGCCAAGGAGAUUCUGCAGUACCUAGCCAAUCAAGAGGCUGAUGGAGACCUCGCACCAUCCCACAUGAUCAACCACCUUCACAAGCUGGCUGCAGAGGUUCUGCAAAAUCCCCUCCGCCCCCGGACCCCCGUUAGCCCCAGACCAGAGGAAAUCCCUGUCCACCAACAGCAUCAACCUCACAAGGACAUGCCUACCAGCUCACCCCCCAAACCCAGCGAGGGCUAUGGGAGGAACUGUGUUCCUGUCAUACAGCGGGCAUAUGCUCCACCAAGUGGUGAGCAGAGCGGCAGUGACACAGAUACAGACAGCGGCUAUGGAGGGGAGUUGGAGAAGAGUGAGUCCAGGGUGCCACAGGGACGGCCAGACUACUACAAUCAGGAGAGCCAGCUAAAGAGAGCUCUGGGAGAGAGGCAAGGCGCCGGCAUAAAGCAGGAGGGAGAUGAGCCACAUCAUAAGCGACCCAGGAUGGAGUCGUCAGAGGAUGAGUUGCUCUCAGGGGGAGAGUCAUCAACCUCAUCCUCCUCCAGUGGCUACAGCAGCUACAUGAGUGUGUCCCCCCACCAGCAACCUCCUCCACAUCCUCUCUGCAUGCCUUUCUACCUCAUUCCACCCUCUGCUGCAGCCUACCUGCCAAUGCUGGAGAAAUGCUGGUACCCAGGGGCCAUGCCCAUGCUUUACCCCGGCCUGGGAGGCUCCACACCCACCAUGGCAAGCGAAAGGCCUUCUCAUCCGCAGCUCAUGUUGUCUCCAAGGGGUGGCUCCCCAGCUCCGACCAUGUCUCAAACCCCCAUGGACUCCCCUGCCCUCCUCCAGGCAUUAAAGCAGGUACCACCCCUCAACCUGGAAACCAAAGACUGAGAUGUAUGAGGAGAGAAGUGAUGUAGAGACAUUAGAAAGAUGGAGAACACGCUAGGCCAUCUCAUAACCCGUCCUCAUUCCUCUCCCCUGUUCCUCAGCUCAGAGGUCAAACAGAAGAGACAUCUAGAGAUGAUCAAGGAGAGGGAGGGUGGAGUGGAGGCCAACAUCUGUCCAGAGUCUGCUGAGGAGGACAAUAAAGCAAAGCAACUCAGCCCUUUGCUCCAAUUGAAUGUUUGGACUUAAUACACAAUGGUAUUGCUCAGUGCAAAUGUAUCACACUCAACUGGAUCUACCCCAAAACACAUGCACGCACACACACACCGAUACACAUCCUCACACACACUUGAUUGAAUGUAAAGGAAGAAAUGUUUCAGAUGCUGCUGCUGAAGCACACAUGCUGAUGACACUGAUGUGUCUCAGCUGUAGCUGUUGCCAUAGAGAUAACACCGACUUUGUACUCAUAAAAUUUGUUGCACCAAAUGUUAGCAGUAAUAUUUCACCCAAAGUUUGUUGCCUAUGUACUCUAGGUCACCAUUACCAUCACUGAAAAUGUCCUUUGACCCAGCCCCUAUGAUGACUGGCACUCUAAAAUAGGGUUUCCUCAAGAGUGUACAGACAAGAGCAAGGGUACACCCAUUCAUGGAUGGAGAAAGGGGUCGACACAUGACCACACUGAACGAGAAGUCUGUUAUUCACCGAAAUUACAGACAUUUAAGAUGGAUUUUCUGUAAUUACUGUUAAUAGACUUCUUGUACAUCUUUAUUUUUGAUACCUGUUCUAGCACUCUUUCUGGAAAGAUAGAGGGAGAGUAGAGUGUGGACGAUGUUUGUUGUAUACUCAGAAACUGUGUACAUACUGUAGCACUGUGCUGGACCUGGUCUGCAUAUUCAACAUCUGUUUCUACUCAAGUCAAACCUGGUGUUUGUUCUUGCUGUUGCCUUUUACUUGUGAAAAGCUGAUAAAACUCAGAUGUCUAUUCUCUGUACUUCAUAUGAAUACUGGAGUCAAAGGAGUGGAGAGAAGAGAAGUGAAUGUAAAAGUUUUAACAGAAGACUAGUUUUCUAUAGAAAGAGGUACUUGAGAUUUUAUAUUUUGGGACCUACAAGAAAGAUGUUUGAUGUACAUAUUUUGUCUAUAAAUGUUGAUAUACAUUAUAUAAGCGUAUUAAUAAAGUAUUUUUCCCGUGGAAA
Myripristis murdjan (pinecone soldierfish) is the source of this 2820-nucleotide messenger RNA. RefSeq names its product class E basic helix-loop-helix protein 40-like. Gene Ontology annotation, biological process: regulation of DNA-templated transcription. Gene Ontology annotation, molecular function: protein dimerization activity; DNA binding. The coding region runs from base 341 to 1630 and encodes 429 amino acids. The transcript is spliced from 5 exons. Lineage: Eukaryota; Metazoa; Chordata; Actinopteri; Holocentriformes; Holocentridae. The record is from RefSeq and is a predicted model, not a curated record.